AUGAACUUGUGUCCAAGGAAGGAGCGACGCGGCCUCAAGGCCUUUAGUGCAAUGAUUCUUUCGAUUCUUCAAAAGGAAAGAUCCAUGGACUACGCCCGAGUAGCCGAGACAGUUAUUGCUUUAGUUGGUGAGUCUUCAGAUGACAAGAAUGUCCGACGAAGGGUCUAUGAUGCCCUUAACGUCAUGUGUGCUGCUGACGUCAUUCGUAAGGAGAAGAAGUUAGUCUAUAUAGUAGAUACUGCCCUAUGUACGUGUGCGCCAAAUAGUGUAAUUGGAGAGACAGAUGAGCCCGGAGAAGCUAUCUUUCCAGCUAUUCGUAAGAUAAGAGAACGUAUUGCUGAGAAACAAGCUACUCUGGAGGAGACUAAGAAUAGAAGAGAGUUACUUCUGUCUUUGAUUAAGAGGAAUCGUGAGAGACAGGAUAGUGAAGAAAAAGAUCGGUUGUACUUUCCUUUUAUUCUUAUCAGUACUGAGAAGCGCACUCGGGUUGAUUGUGAAACUAAUGAUAGGAGGUCUUAUUUUAAGUUUAUAUUUGAUAACAGCUAUCGCAUCUAUGAAGAUGUGUACAUACUAAGGAAGCUUUUUGAUAAGAGAGAGACCUGUCAUUUGUUACAGCCUUCUUUGGCUGGACUUUGUGAGCAAGAAAACCUUACGGAUAAUAUUGGACUGGGACAAGCUCAUGAUAAGUCCAUGGAAACUUCUUUAGCCGGAUCACCACCCUCUCUAUUCACUGAAGAGGAAGACUGGCUUAACCUAUAUAACUUCCUCAACUAA
Molecule: messenger RNA, 774 nt
Organism: Nematocida homosporus
Lineage: Eukaryota; Fungi; Microsporidia
Product: transcription factor Dp-1
Exons: 1
Coding region: 1-774 (257 amino acids)
Biological process (GO): regulation of transcription by RNA polymerase II; regulation of cell cycle
Cellular component (GO): nucleus; transcription regulator complex
Molecular function (GO): RNA polymerase II transcription regulatory region sequence-specific DNA binding; DNA-binding transcription factor activity, RNA polymerase II-specific
Source: RefSeq, a predicted model, not a curated record